Messenger RNA from Bactrocera tryoni, 3060 nucleotides. RefSeq names its product protein scalloped (gene scalloped). NCBI's taxonomy places the organism in Eukaryota, Metazoa, Arthropoda, Insecta, Diptera, Tephritidae. Gene Ontology annotation, biological process: regulation of transcription by RNA polymerase II; hippo signaling; embryonic organ development. The coding region runs from base 955 to 3036 and encodes 693 amino acids. Gene Ontology annotation, cellular component: transcription regulator complex. The record is from RefSeq and is a predicted model, not a curated record. The transcript is spliced from 12 exons. Gene Ontology annotation, molecular function: RNA polymerase II cis-regulatory region sequence-specific DNA binding; DNA-binding transcription factor activity, RNA polymerase II-specific.
GCGUACACUCGGCUCGGUUCGUUGCGACGAUAUUUUUUGCUUGCUUGCUUGCGCUUUGCAGAGUUUAUGAUUUGAUAUGUUGUUUAACUACAAAGUGCUCGGUGUGUAAAAAAGUUUUUCAGUGAAUUUGUGAUUCUUCCGCCUUGCAAAUUGUAGCGUUUUCGGUUGGCGGGUAUAUACUACACCGAAUUAGGACGGACGCGUCGUGAUUCUUAAUUCUCCGUUUGCCAUAAUUGAAAGGGAAAAGAAACGUGGAACGUAGUGUACGCGCUUGAAAAAUAUAAGAAAGCCAAUUUAAUAAGAAGUAAAGAAAGGAAAAAUUGAUCGACACUCCCACAGUGCUUUUCCCCUUGUUUAUUUGUAUUGUCUUCGCAUUUGCAACGCUCGUAAAAGGGAAAUUGUCGUCAGUUCGUGCAGUUUUCAGUGUAUUUACAGCAUACAGCAUCUGCGUUGAAACUUACCGAAUUCAGUAAAGAAAACAUAAUAUCUUAGUAUCAUAAUUAAUUUUAACGACCAAAUGAAGUGUUGCCAUAUUGAAAGUUCGUAUUAACAACUCACAAAUCUCUCGAAAAGUGCCAAGUGUUAAACAGUGAUUAAUAAAAUAAUAAAAAUACAAGUAAAUAUUUUUGAGUAAUUCGAAAGCAGCUUCGCAGUUACAUUACUAAAAAAUAUAAAAAAAUACACAUAAAAAAGCAGAAAGUGAGAAAAUAAUUUCAAAAUAAUUAAUACUUAAAUUAGUAACGAAUAUCAGCGAGCAAAAAAUCAGCGCUCAAAAAGUAAAAGUAAGAGGGCUGCCACAAACCGAAACCACUACAGCCAAUAUAACAACAAGAUAAAGGUAAUAAAAUAUAUUCAGCGCUGCUCGGCCACCUUUUUACCUGUUCGCAUAGCACUUCGUUGCUGCGUUCGUUUGUGUGAUUUUCUCCUGCUCCGCGCUCCGUAUAAACUGGCUGCAUGAAAAACAUAACCAGCUCCAGCACUUGUGGCAGUGGUCUGCUGCAGUUGCAAAACAAUCUCAGCAACUCGGCGACCAACACAUCGACCAUCGUCGGCGGCAGCGUUAUCGACGACGAAGACGCCAUCCUGCACGAAUCAAAGCAAAAAGACGGUAUAGUCGGACCCGGCACCAUUACGUCGCCGUGGCCACCGAUGGGUGCCGGCCCGCCGGGUGCGCUGGGGCCGGCAGACACAAAUGGCAGUAUGGUGGAUAGUAAAAAUUUGGAUGUCGGCGAUAUGAGCGACGACGAAAAGGAUCUCUCCUCUGCCGAUGCGGAAGGUGUUUGGAGUCCGGACAUCGAACAGAGUUUUCAAGAGGCUCUCUCCAUAUAUCCGCCAUGUGGUCGACGAAAAAUCAUUCUAUCCGAUGAGGGUAAAAUGUAUGGCCGAAAUGAACUCAUCGCUCGUUAUAUCAAGCUACGCACAGGCAAGACGAGAACAAGAAAGCAAGUCAGCUCGCACAUACAGGUGCUGGCCAGACGGAAAUUGCGUGAGAUUCAGGCGAAAAUCAAAGUCGAACCCAACGGCAUCGGCGGCAUAAACGGUCACGCCCAUUCGCUGCACUUGCUCAGCGAGAAGGAGAAAGCACUGCAGGCUAUGAGCGGUAUGACCAGCUCACAAAUCGUAUCGGCGCAGGCGGCGAAAAAUCUCUCAUAUGCCGCUUCGGCGGCAGCUUUUACCGCGGCUGGCUUGCAUCAGCCCACGCACGGCGCUGUCGGGCCACCCGGCGCAGUGCCACCACUCUCGCCAGCACUGCCUGCACCUGCGGCCACAUCAGCAACCUCCUCGUCUUCGUCGGCAACAGCAGCUGCUGCAGCAGCAGCCGCGGCGGCGGCGCAUGCGUACACACACCUACAUUCGCCGCAUACACACUCGCAUCACCUCCAUCAGCAUCACCACCUCAACCACCUUAGCCAACAUCACCAUAACCACCACCACCACCACCACCAGCACCAUCCACACCACCACCCGCAGCACCCGCAUCCGCACAGCGCUAGCGCACAUCUGCCCACGCAUCCGCACUUACCGCAGGUCACCUCUGCGGGCACGCUAUAUUUACAACAACAACAUGCGGCGGUGGUGGCGGCAGUGGCGGCAGCACAGGUGCAUCAAAGUACGUCGGGAACGGCGACGACGACGACAGCGACAACGCCAGCGACGGCGUCCGGUGUGCCACACGCCGCACAUGCGCAUGCGCACACGCCACUCCAUCAUCCACCGAUGUAUCCGGGCCAAUUCUGGCAGCCCGGUUUGCAGCCCAGCACCUCACAAGAUUUUUACGAUUACAGCAUUAAGCCAUUCGCACAACCCCCCUAUCCCGCCGGCAAACCAUCGACAGCUGUGUCUGGUGACAUCGAAGCAGGUCUUCCGCCCGCACAACUGCCGUGGGAGGGCAGAGCGAUUGCGACGCACAAAUUUCGCUUGCUCGAAUUCUCGGCAUUCAUGGAGAUACAAAGAGAGGAAAUCUAUCACCGGCAUUUGUUCGUGCAACUCGGCGGCAAACCGUCCUUCUCCGAUCCGCUACUUGAGACUGUUGACAUUCGACAAAUCUCCGAUAAAUUCCCUGAGAAAUCAGGUGGUCUCAAAGAUCUCUACGAAAAAGGUCCACAGAACGCUUUCUACUUGGUGAAAUGUUGGGCAGACUUGAAUACCGGCAGAGAGACGGGUGAUUUUUAUGGCGUUACGAGUCAAUAUGAGAGUAACGAAAAUGUUGUGCUCGUCUGUUCGACGAAAGUCUGCUCCUUCGGCAAGCAGGUGGUUGAGAAAGUGGAAACGGAAUACUCACGCUUGGAGAAUGGUCGUUUCGUAUAUCGCAUACAUCGGUCACCGAUGUGCGAAUAUAUGAUCAACUUCAUACAGAAAUUGAAGGACCUACCCGAACGAUAUAUGAUGAACAGUGUGCUGGAGAACUUUACAAUACUGCAGGUGAUGCAAGCGCGAGACACACAAGAGACCCUGCUCUGCAUAGCGUACGUGUUCGAGGUGGCGGAACAGAACAGCGGCGCCACACAUCACAUCUACCGAUUGAUAAAGGAAUAGCAUGAACUGCAACUGCCCAAUCUA